UGGGAGGGUGAGUAGGGCCGGCUGCCCGGGUUGCGGUCUUGGUCUUCACGGAGCUAGAGACCCUCCCUACCAUUCAGCUCCCAGACCUUCGGUCACCUAGUAGCACCUGUUGCAGGUGACAGACAACUCUCGUCACUUUCCUUGCCCGGUUGCUUUGAAGAAAGAAGAGUAGAAGAUAAGGAGUCGGAGACGAAUCCAUCAUGUCGGAGCUACUAGACCUCUCCUUUCUGUCUGAUAUGGAAAGGGAUUUGAUCCUCAGUGUUCUGCAGAGAGAUGAGGAACUCAGAAAAGCAGAUGAGAAAAGGAUUAGGAAACUGAAGAAUGAGCUACUGGAGAUAAAACGGAAAGGUGCCAAAAGGGGCAGCCAGCACUACAGUGAUCGAACCUGUGCCCGGUGCCAGGAGAGCCUGGGCCGUUUGGUUCCCAAGAGCAACACUUGUGUGGGUUGUAAUCAUUUAGUGUGUCGAGAAUGUCGCAUUGUGGAAAGUAAUGGCUCCUGGAGGUGCAAGGUGUGCGCCAAGGAAAUAGAGCUGAAGAAAGCAACUGGCGAUUGGUUUUAUGAUCAGAAAGUAAACCGCUUUGCGUACAGGACAGGCAGCGAGAUAAUCAGGAUGUCCCUGCGCAGGAAGCCUGCAGCAAAUAAAAGAGAGCCAGUGGAACAGCCCCUCCUUCAUCAGACACAGAUAGGCGAUAUCUGGCCAGGAAGAAAGAGCAUCCAGGAACAACGGAAGGAACACAGUGUGCCAUUCGAAGUGCCGAAGCUGAGGAGUGGAAAGAGCGCGCUGGAAGCUGAGAGCGAAAGUCUGGAUAGCUACACAGCUGACUCGGAUAGCACCUCCAGGAGAGAUUCUCUGGAUAAAUCUGGACUCUUCCCAGAAUGGAAGAAGAUGUCUGCUCCCAAAUCUCAAGUUGAAAAGGAAAUUCAGCCAGGGAGUCAAAAUGCACUCUGUGUUGACGAGGGUGACAUGAUAUUCAAGAAGAACACCAGAAAAAUCCUGAGGCCUUCAGAAUACACUAAGUCUGUAAUAGACCUUCGGCCAGAAGAUGUGGCACAAGAAAGUGGCAUCCUGGGAGACAGGAGCAAAUCCGUACCAGGCCUCAGUGCAGAUAUGGAAGAAGAGGAGGAGGAAGAAGAGGACAUUGACCAUUUGGUGAAGCUGCAUCGACAGAAACUGGCCAGAGGCAGCAUGCAGAGUGGCUCCUCCAUGAGUACCAUUGGCAGCAUGAUGAGCAUCUAUAGUGAGGCUGGUGACUUUGGGAACGUCUCUGUGACUGGCAAGAUCAUCUUUUCUCUCAAGUUUGAGCAGAAAACACAGACUCUGGUCAUCCAUGUAAAGGAGUGCCACCAGCUGGCCUACGCUGAUGAAGCCAAGAAGCGUUCCAACCCAUAUGUGAAGACUUAUCUUCUGCCUGACAAGUCCCGCCAAGGGAAAAGAAAGACCAGCAUCAAGCGGGACACCAUCAAUCCACUAUAUGAUGAGACCUUUAGGUAUGAGAUUUCAGAAUCUCUUCUGGCCCAGAGGACUUUGCAGUUUUCCGUUUGGCAUCACGGUCGUUUUGGCAGAAACACUUUCCUUGGAGAGGCGGAGGUCCACAUGGACUCCUGGAAGCUGGAUAAGAAGCGGGAUCAUUGCCUCCCUUUACAUGGAAAGGAGUCAGUAAUGGCGAAGUGGUGGACUGGAUGGAUUCGACUGGUGAGGAAGUGAGCCUGUGGCAGAAGAUGCAACGGUACCCAGGGUCUUGGGCAGAAGGAACUCUGCAGCUACGUUCUUCAAUGGUCAAACAGAAGCUAGGUGUAUGAGUCCCUAUCUUUGUCUGCAGGUGCAGCCCUGGUCAAUCCAAGUCAAAGGCUAAGCAACCACAGUGAGAGCUUGCUAAUUUAAUGUGUAUGCUUAUAUGUGUAUAAACAUGUAUUUCUGCAGAUCUUAUUUUGCUAGCUAGUGUGACACAGAUGUGUUCCUCCCUUUAAAGAAGCCCAAGAAGAAGCGGCUUUUCAAGUGGUUUUUAUUUAUGUAUAGUAUAUUUUCAGAGCACAUAGUUGCCUCUGUCUUUCUGUGCUUUAACUAACUUUAAAAAUCUUUUACAGCAACCCUCUACUUUCUGUCCUGCUAUCCUCACUCCCACUUCUCCUGGAAGUAUGGCUGUUUGGAGCAGUAGCUGUAGUUUGUGGGUCUAGGUGUGCAAUGUCUGGUAGUUAAAGACAGUGCACUAUGGGACAGGGGUUUACUACCAGUCCUUCCUCUCUGGUUUGUAUUUUAUCUCAUCAUCUACCUUGAUACAUUUUUAGAAAUUGCCUUUUAACUUUUUUUUUAAAGCAAUUUCCACCUUGUGUGAGUGUAGUGGCUUUCUUUGAAAUGCAACGAAAACUCUCCAGCUCCUUCCUAGACCUUCGGGGAGCCCUUAUAAUGGAGCCACUUUAGAAAAAUCACUCUAAUUAGAUAAUGGCCUUUUCACUGGGACAUUAACCUGCCCCGUGAGACCUACUAGCUGAUCCCAGAAGGUCUACGUGACUCUGAAGAAAGUUUCUCACGGCCCAUGUUGAAUUCUCUUUUUUUCAACUGUCAUAGCAGUUGUUAAAGAGGGUUUUCCUUAUUUCCCUAAUGGAGGAUGAGACAUCUUCACUCUCGUGUACUAUAGCUUUUUCUAAGUUGGUGGCUGGGGUGUGCUGUUGCAUAGAACAUAGUCUGUAUGCCUCCAUUUCAGCCACAAGAGCCAAAGACUGUCUAAAGCGAUACAGUACUCCCCUAGGCUGGGGAUUAUUGCCACCCCAUGAAAAUGUGGAUGGAAUUGCCCGGCUCUUCUGACUUUUGACCUAAUAUAUUUUCAGUUCCCAUUUUGGUUGAUUCCUAAACUUGACCUGCACGUAACGGCGGAGUAGCGUGUUGAGACUUAUUAGAGAGAUCUAGUGAGCCUUCACUUCCUGCUCCUCGCUCUUCGAUACUCGACUUUUCCUUCACGGCAGUCUGUCUCCACAGAGGUGUGUGUGGAAGGUGUCCCUGCCAGAGAGGAAAUCCUGUCGGUGGAGCCAGCUGCAGAUUGACUUUCCUGUUGGGGCUCUGAAUUCAGCGUGGUGAUUAAGAUUGUAUGUGGGAAGUUCAUAGAAUGUUUCUCAGAGACCUGUUUAAUGCGGUUUGAUACUGUAACGGAAGAGUAACUCAAGAGCCCGGCUCACACGUGUUCUUUAGUAUCCCACCUCGACUUGCAUGCCUGUUUCAAUAAAGCUUUCUCAC
Arvicola amphibius (Eurasian water vole) is the source of this 3230-nucleotide messenger RNA. RefSeq names its product synaptotagmin like 4 (gene Sytl4). Gene Ontology annotation, cellular component: exocytic vesicle; plasma membrane. Gene Ontology annotation, biological process: intracellular protein transport; exocytosis. Lineage: Eukaryota; Metazoa; Chordata; Mammalia; Rodentia; Cricetidae. The transcript has 14 exons. Gene Ontology annotation, molecular function: neurexin family protein binding; phospholipid binding; small GTPase binding. The coding region runs from base 201 to 1706 and encodes 501 amino acids. The record is from RefSeq and is a predicted model, not a curated record.